Molecule: messenger RNA, 555 nt
Organism: Didymodactylos carnosus
Lineage: Eukaryota; Metazoa; Rotifera; Eurotatoria; Philodinida; Philodinidae
Source: the annotation of a GenBank genome assembly
AUGUCUAUAAUUAUAAAUACAUUAUCAUUGCAAAAACAUGAAAAUUUGGCAUAUCAGAUAUUAUCUAUUCUUAAUUAUAAUGAUAAAAAUGCCAAUAAUAUUUACAGUAACAAUAUAGAAAAGAUCAUUAAUGGGCUGCUGCUUGAAAGACACAAUGUAACAAAUUUAGAAUUACGUAUGAAAAUAGUUGCACCAAUGAAAGCUGGAAAAUCAACAACAAUAAAUGCAUUAAUUGGUGAUAAUAUAUUACCAACACGUGGUGAUGUAAUGAGUACAUUACCAACAGAAGUUGUAUUUAAACGUGGAAUAAAUGUACCAACAUUAACAUUAUCUGAAGAGGGUAUUGGAGCAAUAAUUAACCUUCAAGAAGAAAUUCGUAAUUAUUUAAAGAUUAAUGCUACUGAUAUUAAAUCAUUAGAAAAUAUUCUUGAUAGUCAUGCACAUUUGGUUAAAAUGGGCACAGCAAUUCGAGAUAACAAUAGUCCAGGCUUUAUUCUAUCAAUCAACAUUGUUGGUACAACACAAAUACAAGAGGCAUUAAAAAACAUUUAUUAA